Molecule: messenger RNA, 2346 nt
Organism: Jatropha curcas
Lineage: Eukaryota; Viridiplantae; Streptophyta; Magnoliopsida; Malpighiales; Euphorbiaceae
Product: alpha/beta hydrolase family protein
Source: RefSeq, a predicted model, not a curated record
ACACGUUAAUAAUUUUCGCGUUCACAAACAGAAAACUUGGCCUUGACAUGAAAAUCACUUUCAUCUUGACAAACUGAAAAUGGCAACUUCAACUUCCACAAUCCAAUCAGAUAUUCGUUCUGCUCUUCACAUCGCUAAUCUCAUCAUUAAUCCUAGUUUAAUCACCACACGUGCCUCCUUCUCCGCCUAUGCGACGCGCCGGCCUUUUUCUCCGCCUGGAUUAGGAUUGCUAUCCUAUUCUAAAACCACGUCUUUUCGACUCAGAGCUUUCUCCUCUGGUUCAAGUUCUACUGAGCGUGCUGUGAAGGUUUCGGAUAAGCCUCCGGUUUGUACCGCCGAUGAGCUACACUAUGUCUCCGUUCCUAAUUCCGAUUGGCGACUCGCUCUUUGGCGCUAUCAUCCUUCUUCUCAGGCGCCGACUCGGAAUCACCCACUGUUGCUAUUAUCUGGAGUCGGGACUAAUGCUAUUGGUUACGAUCUCUCGCCAGGGUCUUCAUUUGCAAGACACAUGUCUGGUCAGGGAUUUGACACUUGGAUUCUUGAAGUUCGAGGUGCUGGAUUGAGCAUACAGGCAACAACUCCCAAAGAGAUUCAGCAGUCUGCCCAUGUAGUGUCUGAACAGAUGGAAGCGGUGGCAAAGACUAUAACUAAUGGAGCUUUGUCUACUGGCCAGCAGCCAACUGAUGCUCCCAGAACCUUGCCUAAUUCUGAAGUUUCUAUUGUCAAGGAAGAUCCAACAGGUUUACCAACAGCAUGGGAUGAAUCACAGCUGGUAACGGAAUUGACAGAAACUUUUAUGCGAUUAUCAGAGAGACUCUCUGGAUUCCUCAAUGAAGGCCAAUCAAGGAUCAUGUCUGCUAAAUUAUUUGAUCAGAUAGCAAAACUUCUAGAAGAUUCUCAGUUAUAUGGACGCUUUAAUGAGAUAAGGGGAAAGCUUUUGAGCUUGCUGGAAGCAAGAGAAAACUCAGUUAUUGCUGGUCAAAUCAGGGAUCUGAGUGAAAGACUUGUAAAAAUUUUUGACGAAGGCCAAAAAUCUGUUUCACCGCAGUUGUUUGACUUGCAAGAGCGUCUUUCAGCAAUCAUAGAAGAUUUCCAGAAACAGCUUGACUUGAUCGUGAAGUAUGACUGGGAUUUUGAUAAUUACCUGGAAGAGGAUGUUCCUGCUGCGAUGGAAUACAUAAGAUUGGAGAGCAAGCCAAAAGAUGGUAAAGUUCUUGCAAUUGGACACUCCAUGGGAGGUAUCUUGCUUUAUGCAAUGCUGUCACGUUGCGGUUGUGAAGGAAAAGACUCUGGCUUGGCUGCUAUUGUUACUUUGGCAUCAUCACUUGACUAUACAUCGUCAAAUUCAAGACUCAAAAUGCUUUUGCCCCUUGCAGAUCCCGCUCAGGCUCUUAAUGUGCCUGUUGUUCCUAUGGGGGCAUUAUUGUCAGCAGCAUAUCCUCUUUCAUCUCGUCCUCCUUAUGUGUUGUCUUGGCUUAAUCAUCUGAUAUCAGCAGAGGACAUGAUGCAUCCAGAGUUGUUAGAAAAGCUUGUCUUGAACAACUUUUGUACUAUACCUGCCAAACUUAUCUUGCAGCUUACAACAGCUUUUCGAGAUGGUGGGUUAUGUGACAGGAGUGGUAAAUUUUUCCACAAGAAUCAUCUACACAAAACCAAUGUGCCUGUGUUAGCCAUAGCUGGAGACCAAGAUCUAAUUUGCCCACCUGAAGCUGUAGAAGAAACUGCUAAGCUUAUUCCCAAGCAUUUGGUUACCUAUAAAGUGUUUGGAGAGCCCGGAGGUCCACAUUAUGCACACUAUGAUUUGGUGGGAGGACGAUUGGCAGUAGAGCAAAUUUAUCCUUGCAUAAUCCGAUUUCUUAGUCAACAUGACUGACGUGAUUAUCUAGGCUGUUGAACUUCAUCAUUUUCACACACAAUUAAUAGAAGCAGCAAGCGUGAUUUUUACUAGUUCAUGAAUCUCUGUCUUGGAUGGCAAUUAUGUCCAGCCUUGUUGAAGCAAUUCAUGAAGUUUGCAUAUGCUUUAAUACCGAUCUACAAAAAAAUUCAUUAUGAAAAUCAAGGGGGAAGGAAAGAGUAAAUUGAAGAUUAAUUCUCUCAUUUCUACAUUCAACGGCAUCUGGAUCAAGAUCAAAUGUUGUCAACUUGAUCGCAACUCAAGGUCAAAUUAGGUUGCAUAAUGUUCUGUUCAAGAAUAUGUAUUAUUCCUUAUCCAAUGCUGAAUUCUGGUUGCCCUUGCAAAAUUGUGUUCUUUCAGUUUCUUAGUGUUGUAAUACAUCCUUACACCUUAUGUCUGUAAUUAGUGCACUUGUUUUAUCUCUCACUAAUGCCAAUUUCUUCUGAUCAAAA